Camelina sativa (false flax) is the source of this 5958-nucleotide messenger RNA. Its product is annotated as protein REDUCED CHLOROPLAST COVERAGE 2. Gene Ontology annotation, biological process: organelle organization. Lineage: Eukaryota; Viridiplantae; Streptophyta; Magnoliopsida; Brassicales; Brassicaceae. The record is from RefSeq and is a predicted model, not a curated record. Gene Ontology annotation, cellular component: cytoplasm. Gene Ontology annotation, molecular function: protein binding.
GAGAAGAGAAGAGAAUAGCCUCGCACCUUAUCCUAUCCUCUCGUUUCUCUCUCUAAAAAUCUCUUUUGUUUCUCUAUUUUCUCAAUCACUAUUUGACCCCUCUCGUCUCUUAUUCCCUUUUACUUCCUCAUUGUCACCACACCACCACAAGUCUCUCAUUUUUAUAUAUACACACACAUAUCCAACAGCCCUUCUCUCUUCUUCUUCUAUCUUCUUCUUGCUCUCUUUCUCACCCUUCAUAUCUCUACUUAUUCAAAAUACACUCUACUUUAGGGUGUAAGGCUUAGUUUUGAGUUUUCUUGAUCAAAUUCAGGAUUACAAGUUUUAUGUGAAUUGGUAAUGGCUCCUAAAGCUGGGAAAACUAAGCCACACAAGAGUAAAGGAGAGAAGAAGAAGAAAGAAGAGAAAGUUUUGCCCACUGUCAUUGAGAUAAGUGUGGAAACACCAGACGAAUCCCAAGUGACACUCAAGGGUAUCUCCACAGACAGAAUCUUAGAUGUAAGGAAGCUCUUAGCGGUCCAUGUUCAGACCUGCCACUUCACCAACUUUUCUCUCUCUCACCAGGUGCGUGGCACUAGACUCAAGGACUCCGUUGACAUCGUAUCACUUAAGCCCUGCCACCUCACCAUCGUCGAAGAGGACUACACGGAGGAGCAAGCCACCGCACACAUACGGCGGCUCUUGGACAUCGUCGCUUGCACCACCGCAUUCGGUCCGUCGAAACCGCCGGUGAUUCGUACACCUCCCAAGGACUCUGAAAAGAAAGAGUCGAACUCGACUGAGGGAGAUUCUCAUGCCGAUAAGGAUGCAGUUAUUUCAGGUUCUGGUCUCAGCCCUAAGUCUCAGACGGCGGAAAGCGCCGAUAAGGGUGAAAUCAACAUGUGCCCACCAACUCGUCUCGGGCAGUUUUACGAGUUUUUCUCCUUCUCUUACCUUACUCCUCCGAUUCAAUAUAUCAGAAGGUCUGUUCGUCCAUCUAAAGAUGAUAAAGGAUUAGAUGAUUUGUUUCAAAUCGAUAUUAAAGUUUCAAGUGGGAAGCCGUUCACUGUUAAUGCAACAAGAACAGGUUUUUAUCCAGCUGGGAAACAGCAACUUCUGUGUCACUCCUUGGUUGAGCUGCUGCAACAGAUAAGCCGGCCUUUUGAUGCGGCUUAUGAUGCUCUUAUGAAAGCUUUUAUUGAGCACAAUAAGUUUGGCAACCUUCCUUAUGGUUUUCGAGCAAACACUUGGGUAGUUCCUCCGGUUGUUGCAGAUAGCCCAUCUACUUUUCCGUCACUUCCAGUGGAAGAUGAGACUUGGGGAGGGGAUGGUGGUGGGGUGGGCCGGUCUGGUAAGCAUGAGCAAAGGAAGUGGGCAAAGGAAUUUGCGAUUUUGGCAGCAAUGCCCUGUAAAACACCUGAAGAGAGACAGGUUCGAGAUAGGAAGGCCUUUCUACUCCACAGUCUAUUUGUCGACGUUUCAGUUUUCAAAGCAGUGGAAACUAUAAAAAAUGUACUAGAGAGUAAUCAACGCUUACCAAAGGAUCCUGGUGCAUUGGCUUUCCAUGAAGAAAGAAUAGGUGAUUUAAUUAUAAGGGUGGCUAGAGAUGAUCCUGAUGCAAGUGCCAAGCUUGACCGAAAGAGUGAUGGGACCCAGGUUCUAGAGAUCUCUCAGGAAGAACUUGCUCAAAGAAAUUUACUGAAAGGGAUCACUGCUGAUGAGAGUGCGACAGUUCAUGAUACGUCUACCUUGGGGGUGGUGGUUGUAAGACACUGUGGCUGUACAGCCAUUGUAAAGGUUGCUCUGGAAUUUAACUUGAAUGGUGGACACAUCCUACAGGAUAUUGACAUUGAAGACCAAUCCGAAGGAGGUGCAAAUGCUCUGAAUGUAAAUAGCUUGAGAACUCUAUUGCACAAGUCGUCAACGCCGAGAACACCAAAUGCAGACUUGGAACAAACACGUGUUGCUAAAUCGCUUGUGAGGAAAGUAUUUGAGGAUAGUCUGAAGAAAUUGGAGAUUGAACCCUCAAGAAAUAGUAAGCCUAUAAGGUGGGAAUUAGGAGCUUGUUGGGUGCAACAUCUGCAAAAUCAAGCUUCAAGUAAAAGUGAGUCUAAGAAAACUGAAGAUGCCAAGCCUGAACCAGCUAUUAAGGGUCUUGGGAAGCAAGGUGCACUGCUUAAGGAGAUAAAAAGGAAGAUCGAUGUGAAAGCUAACAAGACUGAACAGGGCAAAGAGGACACUGACAAUAAAUCAGAAACUGAGGAUCAAAAGGAACUCGAGAGACAAAAUGAGGAAUUGGAAAAGGUUUGGAAAGAACUAGUGACAGAAACUGCAUAUCAGCGCCUUAAAGAAUCAGAAACUGGUUUUCAUCUCAAGUCACCAAAAGAGCUGAUUGAGAUGGCCCGCAAAUACUACGCUGAUACUGCUCUUCCAAAAUUGGUGGCAGACUUUGGAUCUCUUGAACUCUCACCCGUCGAUGGGAGAACUCUAACAGACUUUAUGCAUACCAGAGGCUUGCAAAUGCAUUCCUUAGGGAGAGUGGUCGAGUUGGCUGAUAAGCUCCCUCAUGUGCAAUCCCUCUGUAUUCAUGAAAUGGUUGUUCGGGCAUACAAGCAUAUACUGCAGUCUGUUGUAGCAGCUGUUGAAAACACCGCUGAUGUGGCCACCUCCAUAGCAACAUGUUUAAAUGUCUUAUUGGGAACACCGUCUGACACUGAGAGUAUAUAUGACGAAAAGAUAAAGUGGACCUGGGUGGAAACUUUCAUUUCCAAGAGGUAUGGGUGGGAUUGGAAGCAUGAAGGCUGCCAGGAACUGAGAAAAUUUGCCAUUCUUAGAGGAUUGUCACACAAGGUUGGACUGGAGCUUGUUCCUAAAGACUAUGAGAUGGACACGUCAUUUCCUUUUAAGAAGUUUGAUAUAAUCAGUAUGGUUCCUGUGUAUAAGCACGUAGCAUGUUCAUCUGCUGAUGGACGCACUUUGUUGGAAUCAUCCAAAACCUCUUUAGAUAAAGGCAAACUGGAGGAUGCUGUCAAUUAUGGCACCAAGGCGUUAGCGAAGCUUGUAGCAGUGUGCGGCCCCUACCAUAGAAUGACCGCUGGAGCAUAUAGUCUUCUCGCUGUUGUGCUGUACCAUACUGGGGAUUUUAAUCAGGCUACCAUUUAUCAGCAGAAAGCACUCGACAUAAAUGAAAGGGAGCUUGGACUUGAUCACCCAGACACAAUGAAAAGCUACGGCGACUUGGCCGUCUUCUAUUAUCGUCUUCAGCAUACAGAGUUAGCCUUGAAGUAUGUCAACCGUGCAUUGUAUCUUUUGCAUCUAACAUGUGGACCAUCACAUCCAAAUACGGCUGCCACUUAUAUAAACGUAGCAAUGAUGGAAGAAGGUAUGAAGAAUGCCCAUGUGGCUUUAAGAUACCUUCAUGAAGCGUUAAAAUGUAACCAGAGGCUACUUGGAGCUGAUCAUAUCCAGACUGCUGCAAGCUACCAUGCAAUUGCUAUUGCUCUCUCUCUGAUGGACGCAUACUCCUUGAGCGUCCAACACGAGCAGACCACUCUACAGAUUCUACAAGCAAAACUAGGCCCUGAGGAUCUUCGGACACAGGAUGCGGCUGCGUGGCUUGAAUAUUUCGAGUCUAAAGCUCUGGAACAGCAAGAAGCUGCACGAAAUGGUACUCCAAAGCCAGACGCCUCUAUUUCAAGCAAAGGCCAUCUCAGUGUAUCAGACCUGUUGGAUUACAUAACCCCGGAUUCUGGUAUUAAAGCGAGAGACGCUCAAAGGAAAGCUCGCCCAAAGGUCAAAGGAAAACCAGGACAAAGUCCAGGACCUGUCUCCGAAGAAAAUCAGAAAGAUGAUGAAAUUCUGAGUCCGGCUCUCGGCCCAGCCUGGCAAAGCUGAACACAAACUUCAUGAACGUGACUCAGCAGACAUCAAGAAGCAGAGGAAAAUCCACCAAUUUCACAUCCCCGAAGACUAGUUCUAUUGAGCUUUCAAUUUCUGUUGAUGGUUCCACUUCUUCGCAUGCCUCGAAGAUGUCUGUAAAGAACACGAGUUUGAACAGAAAGCAAAACAGUUCCAAUAUAGUGGGAGAAAGACCAGUCAAUGAUAAACCAGCCAAGGCAAUCCCAGCUUGCACUGAACACAUCAACAAGCCAACUCCCAUGGUGAGUCCUGUGAAUGUCAAAGCUGGAAAACUGUUUUCCUAUAAGGAGGUUGCACUGGCACCCCCUGGAACGAUUGUAAAAUUAGCUGCAGAGCAGUUGCCGUCAGAAGAAACAAAAUCCCCAGAGAUUAUAGAUACGGCAAAAGUUGCAGUAGAUGGUCCUCAAAAAGUUAAUGCUCAGGAUGAUGAGAGCGAGAAUAAGCAUGUGGCUACAGAAACGGAAGCAGAAAACACUGAUAGCGGUGAGCGAGGAAGGGUGGUUGUUGGUGGAUCAGACUUGACGAGCUCACCCAAAGAAAUCAAGUUUGUGGAGGCCGUAAAGGCAGCUGAAGAAACAUUUCCAACAGAGACAGACGUAUCAAAUACAAGACAAGGAAAAACUGAGAGUGUACCAACGUCUGGGGAUUCAAAUGCAUCUCUCUUGAAUAAUUCACCAACACCAAAAGAUUCAAAUGGCAGUGGAUCAGCAACUGGAGUAAAGCUCCAAAAGGAUUUAUCUGAUACUGAACUGAAAACAGUAGAUGGCGAAACAGAAAAGCUGCCUAACGGAGACUCGAGUCCAAAGUCAUCAAUAGCUGCAGAUGGAGAAAAGCAAGACGCAUGCGAAGCACAAAAAGAAAUGAGCAAGAAGCUCUCUGCUUCUGCGCCGCCGUAUACCCCAACAACCAUUCCAAUUUUUGGAUCGAUUGCAGUUCCAGGAUUCAAAGACCACGGUGGAAUCCUUCCCUCUCCAUUGAAUAUGCCACCAAUGCUUCCUGUUAACCAUGUCCGCAGAUCAACUCCUCAUCAGUCUGUAACAGCUCGAGUUCCCUAUGGACCUAGGCUCUCAGGUGGUGGUUACAAUCGAUCUGGAAACAGGGUUCCGCGUAACAAACCAAGUUUCCCCAAUAGCACUGAGUCCAAUGGUGAGGCUAAUCAAUUCAAUGGCCCAAGAAUAAUGAACCCCCAUGCGGCUGAGUUCAUACCUAGUCAACCUUGGGUUUCUAAUGGGUAUCCAGUGCCACCAAAUGGCUAUUUAGCAUCCCCAAAUGGAGCAGAAAUAACACAGAAUGGGUACCCGCUGUCGCCUGUAGCAGGUGGAUAUCCCUGUAACAUGUCCAUUACACAGCCUCAGAAUGGACUUAGCAUACAUGCACCACCUGCUUUGGAAGAAUUACCUGGUGCUGAAAGCUCUGAGGAGAAGAGCGGAAGCGAAGAAGAAAGCAACAACGAGAAAAAAGCUGGAGAGGAAGAAGUCAUUGCACAAGCAACCACAGAUACACUUGAAAAUGGACAUUUGACAGUAGGUGAAGUGGAAACCACAUCACAUGAGACCUCUGAUGGGAAAAAUGGAGAACUAAAGGGAGGCAAGUGCUGGGGAGAUUACAGCGAUAAUGAAAUCGAGCAAAUUGAAGUUACAAGUUGAAGAAGCAACUGUCUGUCACUGAAGUAUUAACAUUGAGGCUAAAGGAAUGGAGAAACAUUUUGGCUCCAUUGAUGACGUUGAGGUACACAAUCAUCAUAGUUGAAAAAAGCAUUUUUACUUGUGAAUUUUGUGUUGUGACGCAGGACCAAGGCUCGUCACUCCUGCUUUAACAACUUUUCUCCUGCUUUCAGUUUUUGGUUUCCGUGGCUGAAAACUAGAAAUAUUCAACUCCUUAAUAAAGAUUUGUCCCUUUGUGUUUUUCUCUUUCUUUGGUAUAAGAUAUUAGUUGUAAGAUAAAAGUGUUUGGCCAUGUCUAGUUUUCUCUAGAAAAGAACACACAAUGGCUUACUGGUGUAGGUUCAGCUCGUUAGAACUAGCUCAUGGCCUCCCAAAAAGAGAAAACCGUGAAUGUUAA